AUGCCUGGUCCUAGCCUGCAUGGGGAGUUUCUGAGACACGCAGUCCUUGAUACUGUCGUCCCUCACGCCUCCGAUGUCGAUAUUGAGGCGGCGCUGACAUCCUCGCUAGAAGGAGGAGCAGGAGAUCUGACUUCUGUUCUGUCCUCGAUACCACAGCGGUCAUUGCUUUUCUUCGUGCGCAUCGUCUUGAGGCUGUCGAACUGCUCCGAAGAUGCGUUGAAGGCUCACCUUCCCCGGCUCGACGUUAGGCUUGAUGCCUUUGUAAUCAAUCCUUCUGACCCAGGCACGGAAGGAUCGACACCAACAAAGGACUUGAUUUUCUCAGGGACUGUAAAUGAAAAGGAGGAUCCGCUAGUUGUCGUGAACGUUUUCGAAGGAGAUGAGGGGAGCGGAAAUCACGUUUACGUUACAUGGAAGAUCCAGGCUUUCCUCAAUCGGCCUCGUGUUCGUAUUCAACAUCCAUGUGUGAUCUUCUCUGCUUCUGCGACGUUAAAUCCGCCCGAAAGAGCAGAGCAAGCAUCUCAGUCCGAUGAGUACCUUCCGAGCCUUAUUCCCGCGUCGUCCAAUGUUCUAGAGGCUCUAUCAGCAGAUCCGCUGCUGAGGUCUGCGAAUCCGUUUCUCCCGGCAUCUAGGCUGCUGCGCGUUGUUCCCGCUACUCAGACAGAAGACCCCAUAUACAAUAUAUGGCAACAGGCACAGCAUCCAAUCCGUAUCGUCCCAGCUGCAAAUGCAAGAAUCCGUUGCUCGCGACUAAAUACAUUUUCAAGCUGGCCGACAACUAUUGCCAGCCUCGAUUUCGAAGUGACACCCUUUCUGAAUUGUGAUGUUGUAUUUGACAAAGCAGAGCUUGCGCUAUCUGAUGGGCAUGUUGAGAAUCUAUCAAACGUUCCGGAACUUAAACCCCCGAUCACCUGUCGCCCUCGAGAUGAUGUUACCUUGGUCUAUAAGCUGAUUCCUGAAUACGGGCCUGAAUCGAAUCCUUCGACCACUGCGAUGGUUAGCACGCUAGACAUAUCCCUCGAAGCGGUGAUACAGGUGUCCGACGAUUGUAAGCCUCGCAUUUCAAUGCAGUGGCGAACAAAUGUUGAUUUCUCCAUGCCUCUGAAUCCGACAUUUGGUGGCCCCAGUCAAGUCUUGCAGCGGAAUAACCGCCCCUCCAGUCUGUCAAUGACUUCCGGCCAGGGUGGGACCUCUUCCGGCGUUCCUCCGUUGAAGCGGAGUUCUUUUCGGGAGAGAGCGCAUUCCAUCACUCAAUCUGGGGUGACCAUCUCUUUUUCUGGUCCCGUGGAUGUCGAAGUCAGCAAGCCAUUUCGUUGGGACGUCUUUAUCGUCAAUCGUUCCAUGACCCCCCGGAAGUUCGCAAUGAUCGCAAUUCCCCGGAGGAAGCGGGUAGAUCCACGCAAGCAUGUGGCUCGGCCUUCCUCGUCAUCUACCUCCAGCCGAAAGGAGGAACAACUAGCGGAGGCAGUCACUGAUGAGAGUAUCAUCCAUGCGAUGCAAAAGAAUGCGGCUGGGCAAGAUGCGGACUUGAUCUCCCUGAGCACCGAUAUCAGAGUUGGUCCUCUACUCCCCGGCACCUGUCAUUCCACGGAGUUGGUUCUCCUUCCCUUGACCACCGGUUCACUUCACCUCGAAGCCGUUAGGCUUGUGGAUUUGAACACCAAUGAAACGACCGAUAUCAGAGAUCUCCCAGACAUCGUGGUCUCUGAAAGGAGGCUUUCGUGA
Messenger RNA from Rasamsonia emersonii CBS 393.64, 1725 nucleotides. RefSeq lists its product as uncharacterized. NCBI's taxonomy places the organism in Eukaryota, Fungi, Ascomycota, Eurotiomycetes, Eurotiales, Trichocomaceae. Bases 1 to 1725 code for a protein of 574 amino acids. Gene Ontology annotation, biological process: intra-Golgi vesicle-mediated transport. The record is from RefSeq and is a predicted model, not a curated record. The transcript is spliced from 4 exons. Gene Ontology annotation, cellular component: trans-Golgi network; TRAPPII protein complex.